GGUUUAGGAAGUGCUCAAAAGAUAACGCUCCAAAGGUAUAGAAAAUGGAGCUGAAGAAAGCAGAGCAAACCAUCCAGCAGCCUCAUGUUGUAUGUGUCCCAUACCCAGGCCAAGGCCACAUCAACCCAAUGAUGCAACUGGUCCAGCUACUCCACUCAACAGGCAUCCACAUCACCCUCGUCCACAGCGAGUUCGAUCACAGCCGUAUAUCGAAAUCGCGCGGAAGCCAGCACUCUCCUUCGACACGGCCAGACGGGUUUCGAAUCGAAACCAUACCCGAUGGACUGCCGCCCAACGACAGGGAGGCGAUGCGACACAUCCCGACGCUGUGCGAUUCCAUCCGGAAGAAAGCGUGCCUAGCACCCUUUCGCGAACUCGUAAUGAGACUCAAUGACUCGGCAGACUCGUCCCGAGUCAGCUGCAUAGUUUCAGAUGGGGUGAUGACGUUCACUCAGGAAGUUGCUGAAGAGCUUGGGAUUCCUAAUGUUGUGUUUUGGACUACUGGGGCUUGUGGUCUCAUGGCCUACAUAUACUGCCGUGAACUCAUCAAAAGAGGUCUUGCACCCCUGAAAGAUGAAAGCUACCUUAACAAUGGAUAUCUGGACACGACCAUCGAUUGGAUUCCAGGAAUGGGAGAGAUCCGGUUCGAGGAUAUGCCCAGUUUCAUCAGAUCAACAGACCCCAACAACGACAUCAUGCUCAACUUCAUGCUCGAUGAGGCACACAACACAUUCAAGGCUCCGGCAAUCGUCCUCAACACGUUCGACGAAUUGGAAUACGAUGUUAUAACUGCCAUGCGAUCCAUGUCCUCUCAUGUUUACACCACCGGCCCGCUUUCAAUGCUCUGUCGCCACAUGCCCAAUUAUCAUCAGUUCAAAUCAAUGGGUUGGAACCUAUGGAAAGAAGAUAUAGGAUGCCUCGAAUGGUUGGACAGCCAAGAAUCUGCUUCGGUUAUCUAUGUGAACUUUGGGAGCACAACGGUCGUGACGGCCCACCAUCUGAGUGAGUUUGCAUGGGGGCUGGCGAACAGCAACCAUCCGUUCUUGUGGGUCAUUCGAUCCAAUCUUGUUGUGGGUGAUCAUGCAAUCCUGCAGGAUGACUUCAUGGCAGAGAUCAAAGGGAGGGGUUUGCUAGUGAGCUGGUGCCCGCAAGAGGAAGUGCUUUCCCACCCUUCGAUCGGAGGGUUUAUAACACAUUGUGGUUGGAAUUCGACGAUCGAGAGCAUAUGUGGAGGUGUGCCCAUGAUCUGCUGGCCUUUCUUUGCUGAGCAGAUGACAAACCGUCGUUAUAUAUGUAAGGAAUGGGGAAUAGGAAUGGAGAUUGAUGCAAAUGUGAGGAGAGAAGAGAUAGAGAAUGCUGUGAAAGAGCUGAUGGGAAGAGGAGAGAAAGGGAAGGAGAUGAUGAAGAAUGCCAUGAAAUGGAAGGAGAGAGCAACAAAGGCUAUCGAGGAGGGAGGAUCUUCUUACACCAAUUUUUAUAGGUUAGUAAAUGAGAUAUUUAUGCCAAGAGAUCACAGGAUCUCAACUGGGUCAGCUGCAAACGCCGGGACAGCCGUUGGAUGAUAGGAUGAAGGAUUUUGUUAUGAAGAAUGCUCAACUGCACCCAUGUCCUACGUGGCAAAGUGUCACUUGGGUGCCAGAUCGGGUCACUUAUCAGGGCCACCGUACUCUGUAGGUGCCUUGUGUCUAAAGUCACGCUUAUGAUCAUCAGGUGGGCCACACGUGGACCAAUAUAAGUGAGCAUUUAAGAGAAAUUGACUAACAGUCCACAUUCUAUGUACGCUUGUAGGCCAUCUGAUGGUGAUAUCAUACUGAUUUUUGAGUUAGGGCAUGUAGACGGUGAGGAUGGCCUGAUGACCGGUCCCGAUCUUGUGCAUGUGUAAUUUGUUGCCAUACGUGACUAUGUGAGUGAGCCCAUCUCUCUGACCGCACUUAGCUUUCCUUUUGUAUUAGAUGAAUUAGGUACAAUAUUCUCUGGUUUUCAGCUUGGUACAGAUGGGGCCGGUGGUUAAGCCGUACAGACCAAUGGUACGUCACUACUGGCGGUAGAUGGUCCAGAUUGGAAGAUCCUACCUGCCAGUCCUGGGUCUUAUUUAAGUUGAAUUUGGGCCAUUGCUGCAUUUCUCUUCAUAAACAUUAAUUUGCCGGCCGGAAAUGGACCGGUUGAGAUUGUCAUGUUGUGGAGAUUUUUAAGUUAAGAUUCAAUUGAGAUGGACCAAACAAAUCAGCAACAUGGAUCAUUACCCUAGUCGCUAACAGAAAACCUUGGUAUCAUGUACGUAUCCUCCGGUCCAGGUUCAUGUAUUUCGUCUGUGUUAUUACUUAUUAGUAUUGAUAGUAGAAGAAUUUGUACGGUUAAAGAGGAAGUAUGGAAUGUUUGUCCA
Molecule: messenger RNA, 2383 nt
Organism: Magnolia sinica
Lineage: Eukaryota; Viridiplantae; Streptophyta; Magnoliopsida; Magnoliales; Magnoliaceae
Product: (R)-mandelonitrile beta-glucosyltransferase-like
Exons: 2
Coding region: 45-1562 (505 amino acids)
Molecular function (GO): UDP-glycosyltransferase activity
Source: RefSeq, a predicted model, not a curated record